Molecule: messenger RNA, 1325 nt
Organism: Fusarium keratoplasticum
Lineage: Eukaryota; Fungi; Ascomycota; Sordariomycetes; Hypocreales; Nectriaceae
Product: HAL protein kinase
Exons: 2
Coding region: 1-1314 (437 amino acids)
Biological process (GO): protein phosphorylation; intracellular signal transduction; intracellular monoatomic cation homeostasis
Molecular function (GO): protein serine/threonine kinase activity; ATP binding
Source: RefSeq, a predicted model, not a curated record
AUGGAGGGCUAUCCAAGUGAGCGCUCACCGGGUGCUCUGCUGCAACAAGCGGGGAAAGGCUCCGCUAAGGAGACACUGAGGCGGAUAUUCUCUAAAAGAAACAUCAAGCCGACAUCGCUGCAGAACAACGCCGCUACCCCCAACGCUAUCCAGAGCGGUAGGCUGCCGAUCGCUAUUAGUAGCUUGGACGCCCCAGACAGCCCUGUGCUGCCCUCGGCCUCGGCUGCAGAUCCAGCCCCUCAUGCCCGAAAACCGUUAUUAACGGAUCAGAACCUGGACGAAGGUCCUCUGAUUUCGGAAUCCACCACUUUCGACGGCGGCAACGUCGCGCCGCUGCGACGGUUCAUCGCGCUGCAAGGAGGACAUGAGCAUCAUCUCGAGCCAAGGCUGCGCCAAGAGACCCUGUUAGGUUUAUGGAAGAAGCUACUGAGCAAGGACCAGCCGUCGGAGUUGUUGGCGAAGUACGGCAAGUGCCGCGAAGAGGUGGGAUAUGGGACGUCCGGCAUCGUGCGCAUCACGCACAAGAAAAAGGAGAGUGGGACUGGCGAAGACCUAUACGCGGUGAAGGAAUUCCAGCGUCGGUCAAGGGAGGCGGAGGAUAAGUAUAUCAGGCGCUUGACGGCUGAGUUCUGCAUUGUCAGCGAGCUGCGCCAUCCCAAUGUGAUACGCACGCUUGAACUACUGACGGAUGCGAAGGGGAACUAUUGCCAGGUGAUGGAGUACUGCGAGGGUGGUGACCUGUUCACGCUAGUGCACUCGGCGCGGAAGCUAGAGAUUCAGGAGGCGGACUGCUUCUUUAAGCAGAUGAUGCGCGGUGUUGAGUAUAUGCAUGAGAUGGGUGUAGUGCACCGUGAUCUCAAACCUGAAAAUUUGCUGCUUACUAGGAAUGGCGGACUCAAGAUCAGUGAUUUCGGCAACAGCGACUGCUUUCGUAUGGCAUGGGAGAACGACGUCCAUAUGGUGUCUGGGCUAUGCGGUUCAGGGCCAUAUAUAGCUCCAGAAGUGUAUAUGGACCAGGAGUACGAUGGCCGAGCAGUCGAUGUCUGGGCAUGCGGUGUCGUUUACAUGGCAAUGCGUACGGGUAGUUUCCUCUGGCAAAAAGCAGAGAAAGAUGAAGAUGAGCUAUUUGCACAAUACCUCGAGGAUCGUCGUCAGGAGGAGGGAUUCAGCCAGAUUGAGUCGUUAAGCUCAUUAAGCUGUCGGAAUACCAUCUACUGCAUGUUAGAUCCGACUCCAUCUCGCCGUAUCACGGCAUCACAAGUCUUGCGGUCCGAAUGGGGUCGAGGAAUACAACUCUGCCAGGCGGCCUGCUAGCGCCAGUAUAA